This is a messenger RNA of Punica granatum (pomegranate), 547 nucleotides long. NCBI's taxonomy places the organism in Eukaryota, Viridiplantae, Streptophyta, Magnoliopsida, Myrtales, Lythraceae. The record is from RefSeq and is a predicted model, not a curated record.
UUUCAAGUCUAUAUAUUGUAUGUGAUGAGUCCAGAAGGAAUCUGUGGAAGGGAUGGAUCAACUUGAGGCAGAGCUGGAAGCAGAGCUUGAGCGCUUGCAGCUUCAGCUGGAAACUGAAAGUUAUCCACAAAGCAAAAAGAUUACCGGCAACGAUAGCACUACAAAAAGAAGUGGUAGUUUGAGUUUGGGGGAAGUGGUCGACCUGGACGAUUCUAUGACUGAAGUCCAUGGUGGGGUUCCUCCAAUUGAGCUUGAGAGGAGACUACACGAGCUGUUGGAGUCACGACAGCAAGAGAGGAUCAAAGAGCUCGAAGCUUCCCUGAAAUGCAUCAAGUUAAAGCUGUCCGAGAAAGGGAGGGAGGCUAAGUGGUGGAAAGAUACUGCCCUACUUAUGUCCAGUCAUGUUCCGGAGCCUCCAGACCUCUCCCAGAAGCAAUUCAGGGAAAGCUGUAAAGUACGUGCUAUAAUAAUAGAUGAUGUAUUGGUGUGCAGUUUUCAGCUUUACCUGUGUCCUUGGUGUAAAGAGAGUUGAUGAGAACUUGAGAAC